AACUUCUUAAGCAGCAGAAGGAAGGAGUGGCUGGGACCUGAGAUCAAAGACUCACUGAAGAAUUUCUGUUGUUUGAAAACCAUGGCUGAGAAACCUAAACUUUACUACUUUGAUGGAAGGGGAAGAAUGGAAUCCGUUCGCUGGCUCUUAGCAGCAGCUGGUGUUGAGUUUGAAGAAGAAUUUUUAGAAACAAGAGAGCAGUAUGAAAACUUGUUAAAAGAUGGAUACCUGCUCUUUCAACAAGUCCCUAUGGUGGAAAUUGAUGGACUGAGGCUGGUGCAAACUCGAGCCAUCCUCAACUACAUAGCUGCAAAACACAACCUUUAUGGGAAGACCUUGAAGGAGAGAGCUCUAAUUGAUAUGUAUGUGGAAGGAACAACCGAUCUCAUGGGCCUAAUCAGGGUUCACUACAAAUUAGCCCCAGAAGAAAAGGAGAAGAAUCUUCAUUUGAUCAUUGAACGAGCCACAAAGAGAUACUUCCCAGUAUACGAAAAAGUUUUGAAAGACAAUGGUCAGCACUUUCUGGUGGGCAACCAACUAACCUGGGCUGAUGUCCAACUAAUUGAGGCCAUAUUCAUGGUAGAAGAGAAGGACCCCACAGUUCUCUUACAGUUUCCUUCAUUGCAGGCCUUUAAAGUGAGAAUGAGUGAUGUUCCUACAAUUAAGAAGUUCCUGCAGCCCGGCAGCCAGAGGAAGCCCCCACCUGAUGAAAAAUUUCUAGCAACAGCAAAAAGAGUCUUUAACAGGAAAUAAAAAAACUGGGAACAUGCUGUGGGCUUAUUUAAAUCACUUCUUGCAUGGAGCUGUUCAUAAUUGUGCUUGUACUAAUGCUUUUGAACAUUUAUGAACUCCAUUUAAUCAUUAGUUGUGUGAAACUGAUUAACUAAUAACAUUUUGAGAUUGAGGCUGAUUCAAAACCUUUUAUAACUAAAUGAAAUUCAAACCUUGAUACAAAUAUUACAUAUCUUGUAUUACUGAUUGCCUGAUGUUAUCAUAUUUUGUAAUCUACCUAUUGAUUGGCAGGAAACUUUUUUGUCAUAUUUGUAAACCACCUUGGGUCCCAGCAGGAAAGGUAGUCUAUGAAUGAUGAUGACGAUGAUCAACAUCAUCAUCGUCAUCAUAAGAAAUAUCAAGUAUACCAAGAAAUGUUGUUUUUCUCAGUACAGUGUUUAAAAUAGAACUCAGUAAUUUGCAGUGCAACGCUAUGUAGAGCAACUUCAGUCUUAGUCCACUGAAAUCAAUUAGGUUAGACUGGGGUGACUCUGCACAGGACUGCAGUGGUAAUAUCAUGGGAGAAUAUAUUCAUACAUACAUGAAAGAAUAUAUUCAGUGGAUCUAAACUUUCUGCUGAGGAAUAUAGCAAGAAAAUUCUGUCUGGUCUGGAUUCCAUUCUUGCCCUAUCGUUCAAGUGCAUCCAAUUAUUUCUGUAGGUGUAUACAAAUAUUCAAAUGGACUCAUGAGAUGGGGGGGGGCACGGCGGCACGCUGGCCCAGUGGUAGAACUCGGAUCCUGCAUGUGGAAAAUUUGAGGAUACAUCUCUUCAUCUGCUUAGAAUUAAUUCAGAUAUUUUGGAAGUGGGGAUAGGGGCAUGACGGUAUUAUUUAAUUGGUGAAUAAAAGGUAUUCUUCCCUGA
Eublepharis macularius is the source of this 1633-nucleotide messenger RNA. RefSeq names its product glutathione S-transferase A4-like. Gene Ontology annotation, biological process: glutathione metabolic process. The transcript has 7 exons. Gene Ontology annotation, molecular function: glutathione transferase activity. NCBI's taxonomy places the organism in Eukaryota, Metazoa, Chordata, Lepidosauria, Squamata, Eublepharidae. The record is from RefSeq and is a predicted model, not a curated record. Bases 82 to 753 code for a protein of 223 amino acids.